Molecule: messenger RNA, 2355 nt
Organism: Pangasianodon hypophthalmus (striped catfish)
Lineage: Eukaryota; Metazoa; Chordata; Actinopteri; Siluriformes; Pangasiidae
Gene: ripk3
Product: receptor-interacting serine-threonine kinase 3
Exons: 13
Coding region: 545-1873 (442 amino acids)
Biological process (GO): protein phosphorylation
Molecular function (GO): ATP binding; JUN kinase kinase kinase activity
Source: RefSeq, a predicted model, not a curated record
AUGAUGUGCGGAAUGCAUGUGUCUGAAAGAUGACGCGUUUACGUCUUAAAACGACAGCUUUAAGGAUCCCGACUGCUUAUUCUGUUAUUCAGCUUAUUCCCACAUGGCGAUCAUUUCACUGCAGAUAACAGCACUGUACCACCUCCUGUCUUUAUGCAUUUAAACACUACCAAACUCUUUAUUCUAGAAAUUAUGAUAAGAUUUAAAAACUAUAAUCCACAUAUAUAUCAUGCAUGUAUGUAAAGGGUAUUCUCAUGGGUUCAGGGUAAAGCAGGUAGACCUGACUUGUUAGACAGCCCUCUGAAGACAGUCUAUGGAACUGCAUGUUCUUUUCUCCUUCUCUUCCUAUGAGGAAGUGAAAGAAAUGCUCAUACAGUUUAGGGUCGGUGUGUUUGGUGAACGUCGCCAUUUCAGUAUGUCAGAGUUCAGUAACACAGCAGGCGCUUCGCCAUGAGCUCAUGUGCUUUGAGGCUCCACAAACAGCUGUACUGAACAUCUCAAGUGCCAGUUUAGCUUUAAUUCUCACCAUCCUGACCUAGGAUACAUGGACCUGCUCAGCUGCCCUGUGCUUACUUUGGUUCAUCAUGACUGUCUGGAGUCCUGGAAGCUGAUUGGCUCUGGUGGAUUUGGAGAGAUCCAUAGGGCUAAGCAUAAAACAUGGGGGAUGGACGUUGCCAUAAAGUUAUUACAUUAUAAUGAUGGCACCGACUCGUGUCUCCUCCGAGAGGCAGACUUGAUGCGUCACGGUGGGAACCCCAACGUGUUGAGAAUUUUGGGUGUUUACCAAAGUCAACCAAAAGGAGAGAGGUCUGCCAUUCAGAUGGGUUUAGUCAUGGAAUACAUGGAGAGAGGAUCUCUGGCGGACCUCCAGGUGGCUUUGACUGGACCCCCGCCCUGGCCGCUUACCUUCCGCAUUAUUAACCAGAUUGCCCUGGGAAUGAACUUCCUCCACCAGUUGACUCCACCUCUUCUGCACCUGGACCUGAAACCCAGCAAUGUGCUACUGGAUGACAGUCUCAAUGCCAAGCUCACAGAUUUUGGUCUAGCCAAAAUAGCUAAAAGUACUUCCAAAGUGAUUGAGGAGAAAGAUGAGGAUGCAGCUGGGACCACAAGCUACAUGCCCCCAGAAGCAUUUCGGUCCUCUCGAUACGUCCCUACCUUUUCCUCUGAUAUUUACAGCUACGGCAUCCUGUUGUGGUCAGUUAUCACUGGAAAGCAGCCAUACAGCAUUAACGUCUCUAGUUUGGUGCGGUUUCGUGUCCUCGAAGGUGACAGGCCUGAUCUGAAGUAUCUAGACAGAAGCCAGGCAGAUGGACUCGUUGACCUAACUGAUCUGAUGAUGCGCUGUUGGGAGUCUGAUCCCAACAAAAGACCCACAUUCAUGGGUUGUAUUGAGGUGACAAAGAAAGUGUACGAGUUGCACAAACAACGUGUGCCUGAUGCUGUCCACAGCAUUCUGAAACAGCUGGACAAUAAAGACAAAAACAGUUCCAGUUUUGCAUCACUCUGUACCACCACUCAAACAAAGAAUGUACAACUGAAAGAACACACUGAUCCUACUGUGAAGACUCAGGCAACUCCCACACAGGAAAUGGGUCCUAUCCCUACAGCCAAAGGAGCAGGAAUGUAUUGUAACCCAGCUGCAAGAGCUCCACCCACCAAUUGUAGGCCCCAAAAUAUGCAGCGGCAAUACUCAAUUCCAAGCACUGUGAGCAUCUGCUUAUCCAAUGUCACAGGAGUGCAGAUUGGCAACAACAACAACAUGCAUGUGAAUAUACGAGGAGCCCGACAGCGUCAGAGACACCCAACAGCACCCUCAGCCACACGUCAACCUUCCAAAUGUCAGCAGAACCCUCCCAAUAUCAAACCCUAAGAUUGUCUGCUGGGUUAUUUUUCAGCUGUUUCAUCCAGUGUUUUAGUAUAUUGCACAGAGGUGAAGCCCAAUGGAAUCUAGCAAGUCCUUGGUUCAGAAUGCAACAGAAAUUGUUCUCAAAUAAUUGUAGAUCCUAAUUCUAUUUUCUACUUUCCACCUAUUGCUUGUUCUUUAACUCGGUUUCUUUUUACUCAGAAUCCUUUGGUCUAUCUAAUGUAAAAGUGCAUGAUGCAAAAGGUUAAGUACAUGGAUGUUCCAUGUUCUGUUCUCCAUUAUAUUUUUAUGGUUUAUAUUUCCAUGGGAUGAGACAUCCAGGGUUUGUUCCUGCCUAGUGCCUUGCCUUGGGCUAAGUUCUGGUUCCACUGCAACCCUGACUGAACUGUUUUAUUGUACUAUGAUACUGCUGCUAAGGUACUGUGAAAAUUGCCACCUUUCUCUGUUUCAGAGAUUCACAAUCUCCAUCAGAAUAUAUUCUAAUCUAA